Molecule: messenger RNA, 1838 nt
Organism: Phragmites australis (common reed)
Lineage: Eukaryota; Viridiplantae; Streptophyta; Magnoliopsida; Poales; Poaceae
Product: NAC domain-containing protein 96-like
Exons: 4
Coding region: 526-1581 (351 amino acids)
Biological process (GO): regulation of DNA-templated transcription
Molecular function (GO): DNA binding
Source: RefSeq, a predicted model, not a curated record
UCACCUCCGCAAUUUAGAGAAAACUCACCACUUCAUCCCCUUCCUUCCCUAUUUAAUCUAGCCAAAGCUAACCAAUCACAAUUAGUCAUUGUUCUUGACCACUUUCUGUGCUUCAGCAAGCCUGAAUUGCCCGAAUUCUUCAGGUCCUGUAGCUCUUUGCUUGCUUGCUUUAGCUGGUUUUGAUCCUAGGAUAAUGAUCUUGACCUCCGGCAGCAGAUACAUCGUAUUUUUCAGCACCUGCUUCCCGCUGGAUCUAGAAAAGUACAAGAGCUUCUACUUUUGGAUCUUCCAAAUCUUCAAUAGAUACCACCACCUACCUCAUCUGCACCUCACUACUCAUCUGCCUGUUCUAAUACCUACAUAUAUGAUAAAUAUCUGCUCAUCUGCCUGAAAUAUUUACUUGGCAGUUGACAUUAAAAGUAGCGAUCUUCUUCUCCUUGGUUAUCUUUUAGCUUUGCUCUUGCCAGAGAUAUUUGAAUAGUUUGCAAGUGUACAUUCGUUCGAAUCAGUUACUUGAAGUAAGUAAUGGGCACCACGACAAUUCUGCCGCCCGGGUUCCGGUUCCACCCCACCGACGACGAGCUGGUCGGCUACUACCUCAAGAGGAAGGUGGACAACCUCAAGAUCGAGCUCGAGGUCAUCCCUGUCAUUGAUCUCUACAAGUCCGAGCCAUGGGAGCUACCAGAGAAGUCGUUUCUACCGAAGCGUGACCUGGAAUGGUUCUUCUUUUGCCCGCGGGACCGCAAGUACCCGAACGGGUCACGGACCAACCGCGCGACGAGCACCGGGUACUGGAAGGCCACGGGCAAGGACCGCCGCAUCGCCUGCGACGGCGGCGUCUACGGCGUUCGCAAGACGCUCGUCUUCUACCGCGGCCGCGCCCCCGGCGGCGAGCGCACCGACUGGGUCAUGCACGAGUACCGCCUCUGCCAGGAUCUCGUCCACGGCGCAUCCAACUUCAUCGGCGCUUACGCGCUGUGCCGCGUGAUCAAGCGGCACGAGGCCGGGCUGCUGCAGGGCGAGCCGCCGGCCAGGGCGAAAGGAGCAAGCACCGGCGGCGCAGCCGGCGCGAGAGGGCAGAUGAGCAAGGUCUCCAGCAGCUCGUCUCUCGUCAGCAGCGAGCACCUCGGCGCGUACACGCCUACCAAUUCCAGCCCUCCGCCUACAGAUGUCAGCAGAGGAAUGUGCACGAUGGCUGAACCCCACGCCCAGCUCAGCGCACAUGCCUUUUCGGCCACCGACGGGAUGUCGAGCUCACUGACCUCGCCCCUGUUCAGCCACUCGUCUCAGAUGUGGGCGGCGCAGGACACGUUCUUCUUCGUCGGCGACGACUUCCCUGCUGCCGCUGCGACCGAGUCGCGUUCGCACGUGCCUCUCUUAGGCGGCGACAUGGGGAGCGUCUCGGAGCAAGAGCUGAAAUGGGACGAGCUCACCUGCGCGGCAAACACGUUCUCAAAUGGUGCGGAGAUCUGGAACACCAGCCCGAGCCCGAUGCUGUGCAGGCAGGCGAGCGACGGCAUCGACGACCUGGCCGCGUGGUUCUCCUUCUCGUCGUCGGAGGAAAACAGGGUGGUCUUCUGAUCUCCAACAACGGCACACCUCAUCUGCAGAUGUCAGAGCUUCUCCAGGAGACUGCAAGAUAGCAUCCUCCAUAUCUCCAUAUAGAGUACACUUAAAAAAGAUUCUCUCUAUAUCUUUUCUUACUCUAAGGAACUAUUCAUAUUCCAUCUUUCGUAUUCCACUUUCAUAUAUUAAUUUCUUGUAAAUAGCCACAUAUAUUUGUAAUGGCUACACGCAAGACGACUAUAUUUACAAUAGCACAAAAGCACUUUUAUGUU